Lepisosteus oculatus (spotted gar) is the source of this 4506-nucleotide messenger RNA. It is a transcript of the gene ubxn2a, whose product is annotated as UBX domain protein 2A. The record is from RefSeq and is a predicted model, not a curated record. Gene Ontology annotation, cellular component: cytosol; nucleus. Gene Ontology annotation, biological process: nuclear membrane reassembly; Golgi organization; membrane fusion. Lineage: Eukaryota; Metazoa; Chordata; Actinopteri; Semionotiformes; Lepisosteidae. Gene Ontology annotation, molecular function: ubiquitin binding.
AUGCCACUGUGGGGAUGGUUGGGAAUAGGGAUUUGUCAGGCUAGGCUGCUGAUAGAAUCUUCCUGGAGAUAUACAUAGCUGCGUGACUGUGUGGAAAAGGCAACUGAUGGAAAAGAAGUCGCACUAUGAAAGACGUGAAUAAUGCAAGAGAGAAUGACAAAGAUACAGUGUGGGCGAAUGGUGCAGAGAGCUGUGAGAAUGAUGCACCCAUAAGCAGGGGUUUCUCACUGGAAGACUUGCUUGAUGAAGUGGAAAAGAUCGGCACUGUCACCACUGGAGAUAAAAAGGCAGAAGUAGUGGUGAAACUGUGGAAGAAUGGAUUCACAGUGAAUGACGAGGGACUCAGGAGCUAUUCUGAUGAUGAAAACCAGCAAUUCCUGGACUCAAUUAAGAAAGGGGAGCUGCCCUUGGAGCUCGAGAGAGCAUUUGUGGAUGAGGAGCUGGAGGUUAAAGUGGAGGAUUUGAAAGAUGAAAUGUACAAACCCAAGAGGAAGACAUUUCACCCCUUCACUGGCCGAGGAUACAGACUCGGAAGCGUUGCUCCCACAGUGGUAACGAAGGACACAGAAGGACCUCCAGUCCCUUCUCUGGAGGUGAACCACACGCAGCCUGUCACCAGUCUUCAGAUCUGGUUGGCAGAUGGAAGAAGACUCGUGCAGAAAUUUAACCUUGCUCACAGGAUAAGUGAUGUCCAGGACUUCAUUGAAAGAGCUCAGGGAACUAACUCACCUUUCAUCCUCACAACAUCCCUGCCACUCCGUGAGCUGAAAGAAAAGGACCUCAGUUUGCAGGAGGCGAAUCUGUCCAACGCAGUGAUUGUGCAGAGGCCUCUAACAGCUGAAGCCCCUUUUGGACACUCCUGACUGACGGCAACCUGUUUCUGCAGAGACCAUUCUUCAAGAACCCUGCGAGACCAGGGACGUCUUGGAAAGAAAAUAUGAAACUUGAUCUUCCAAACCCAGAAGGGAUAUUGUACAUUCAGAAUGCCUUCUCAAAACACAAUACCUUAGUUAAAUUAAUUUGUACACUUAUGUUUUGUUCUUGGGAAAUUAAGUGGUAUGUAAAUACCUUUAAUACUCUCUGAACAGACUGUAAAUUAAUUUAACAGAAUGCUUGUUGUAAAUAGUAUGGAAAUAAAAAGAUUCUGGUUAAAGUGGGGAAAAAAAGUGUGUUAGUGAGGUUGGAAUAUUUGUAGGCUAAACUGAAUUUGUGAAGUAAUUUUUGUUGCAUCUAUAAAAAGUGAUUUGAUACAAGUGCAGGAUUGUCAGUUACAGCUUUUCUACAUUUAUGGAAAUGAUGACAAUUUGCUUCAUUUAUUUUAAAAAUAAUAUUUUAAGAAUAAUAUUUUAAGAAUAAAGAUGUCUCCCGGGUCUCCUGACUUGCUCAAAGGCGUGGCCCAAGUGCAGGUUGAGGUCUAUUUGCUUGGGUCAUGUGACUAGUCUGCUGUGACUGGGCAUCCCCAAGCAGCUGAGCAUUCUCUCCAGGGACUUCCUGUGAGCUGCCUGUGAUUGAUGUGCGUCUCUCCCAGUUGGCACAAAAAGGUAUGUGGUUCAAAAGUCGGCAGGUGGGAGGAGUCUGUCAGCAUUUCAAUUACGUACAAAAUUAAAGUGGUCUAUUCUUUGUCAAUGGGUGCAAAGGGGGCCCAAGGAACCUUGUUUCUAUGUACUUCUCUGAGUAAUUUGUCUCCAGAUUCAGCAGUACCCACUUAAUCUAAUGUGUACAGGUUCUCUUAUUCUCUGAAUUUAGGUUACUGUAACCACUUUAAAUCACUUGAUGUCCUUUAGUGUCUUUUGAACCUUGUAAGUUAUUAAGAGUUUGUUUUCACUUUUCCAAAAAAGUGUGACUUCUUGUAAUGUAAACUGUUAUCAGUAAACAGGACAUUUUAAUACAUAAUGUGAUGAACUGUAUAUAUUGUACUGAUCAGUCUUGGAGAGCUAGUGGUAAAUGACAAAUUCAGAACAAACCAAACUCACCAAAAGAUAAUAUAUAGUUGCAGUUUUACUUAACAUUGAAGGGGAACUAUAAAGAUUAAUUGUGCCAUGAUUUGGAAACAACCCAUUUCACUUAUCAAUAGUUAAACACGGGAAGAAGAAACAUGACAGCUGAAAGCAAGCUGGGAUGAAAGUUGGUGCUGCUUACUGAUCUUCAGAAAACCAUGUGGAACAGACAGCUCACAGGCGGCUUUCUGCUGAAAUGGAGCAAGAGGCAUCUCCAACAUGAUUGCUUAAUUCAGAGCAUGCAGUGAAAGCCCUCAGGAACACAGGGAGAACAUGCACGCUCGAGCAGAUACCCAAAGCCUGAAUCAACCCCUAGACUCCAAAGCUGAAAAACAGCUACCGGUGAUACUGCCUGUGAUAAUCUGCAGAUGAUCUUCUCUGACAUCCAGCUUUUCAUGCAACCAUUCUUUUCUUGGUAAUUAUCAUACAUUUUUAACAGCCUCUUCAUUCCCAGUAAGCUUGAUUCAAGUCUACGUUUCUCAGUGGUUCUGUCAGAGGAACAUGAAAAUUGUCCUUUUCAUUAUGUGCAUUAUGGAGUGUUAAGGAAGCAUGAGGUUUGCUUUCUGUAGAAAAUGCAAUAAUUACAGCUUGUCAUUGGUUAAUUCUUACAAAGACUUUUUAAAAACAUUAACAGUAAGUCUACAGGUUCAACACAGCCUGUUUUUUGACAAGACAAUCCGCCUCCAGUCAUUCACCAGAGAGAGAUAAGAGGUUUCUGGCAAACAUGGUCUGACUAUCAAUUGUGAUGACUUGAUAUUUUAGAUGUUUAGUUUUUUAAGUACCUUUAAAAAGUAAAAUAGUUUUCACAAGAUUUUGGUGGUAAAAUUUAAUAAUUAUCACAACAGGUGAGUGGAACAGAUAUUAUCAAUUAAAUAAGGAGUAGUAAUGUAUUCUCAUUAUGUAAUGCUUAGUAAAGUACUUUCACAACCUGUAGAAAUUCAUUUGCAAGAAGUGUGAAUUGUACAUUAUUAUCUUGCAGACACUGUUUUAUCAGUGCCAUUGAUAAUUUAUAUCAUUUACAGAUUGUUUUCUUGUAAUGUAAUUUAGUGCAAAAGUCUCUCCCAACAUUGACAAGUUUAAAACAGAAAAGGUUAUUUUUUAUUUGUUUCUCUUUCUUUUUCUAUUCCAUGUCUAAUAAGAAAAGUGGCUUGUGGUCUGUUACAGACCAAAGGCACUGGCUAAUAAUUUUGAACCUUUCAGUGUGAAGGAUAUACAGUUAUAUAGUAACAUAUAUACUGUAUACAUUUUGGAACAACAGCAUUUGACCCACUAUUCUUUGGAUCUUUAUUAAUAAAUAUUGAUUCAAUGUUUCACCUUUGUCACACAAAAAUGUGUAGCUAACCUGUUGCUUAAAGGCCAUAAUGAAUAUGUAUUUGGCAAGCAGAAGAAUACCUGGAACGAUGCUCUCAUUGGCUGCACAGAAAUAAUAGAGAUGGAAUGCACUGUGUCACCACCACCCUUUUCAGCACAGGGCAGUAGAAUGCAGUAGAAUUUCAACAGAAGGGAGCAUAAAAAAGUGUCACACUGCUCUUCUUCAGACAUUGUACUAUGGCUGGGUUUUGUAAAUAGGAAUGUUGAUAAGACAGGUCAAGGUAAAACAGACACAUAAAGAAGUCUUUAGGUAGAGAGGAAAGUGCUCUUUUAUUGACAGUGCAAGGCAAAUUAAGGAAUUCCUCAAAACAAAAGCCUAAACUCCUCUUUGAGCUUCUCAUUAGACAUCUUCAGUCUCUUGUAAACAUUCAAACCUUGCAACAGUUUUGCCUGUCGCUUGGUCAGAUGUCUUCUUCUCUCACUCUGGUGCAGUUUGUAUAACAGAAGAUCUGAUCUUUUUUUCUCAAACAGCAGAUAAAAAGACUGAUCUUGGAAGCCUCCAAUUAAAUUGUCAUAUUACCAGUUGUCAUAACAACCAACUGGUCAGGUGACUGAGGUUGGCAAGUCUUUUCCCACAGUCCUCUGUGAAAUGUAGUUCAAAACUAACCUUGGUUUUGCCUGAAUCUACCACACUUUCACAACUUAUAGACAUUUGUUUUUUUGCACAAAAGCCUGCAACUAUGCAAAUUAAAGGGAUACAGAAGCUGGAGCACUGCAGAAGUAUAGAAGUACAGUGCGAAAACAGAAUGAGUGCGCUUCCCUCUGAACCAGAAUUUCCAAAACAAAUGUUCCAAUGUGGUGAAAGGGGACACUGUGCUGUAGGACUGUACUGCCGACCUUCAGAUAUACCAUUAAAUUGAGGCCCAGCCUAACGUGCUCAUUAAAAAUCCAGAGCUGUUUAGUGGGACUGUUUUGAGACACCCAGGUAUGUGUUGGGGACGUUUUUAGAUGAAAGGUGCUUUAUAAAUGUAAUUCUCGUUAUUGUUAUACAAUGUUAUUUUUGUAGUAUUCAGUAUGGGAAUUAGGAGCAUAGAGCUGGAAAUAAAGCACCCUUUAUAUAACCACGAGCUAUGUACGGGUAUGGAAAGCUGUAGAAAAAGACAAGUGAAGUGACUUAUUUCAAUGUGUAUUACAUUGU